AUGGCUUCUUACAAAACAGUCUUAACACCACACCUCGAAAUCGCUUACCAUGAGCACGGCUCACCCACCGGCUGGCCCGUGAUCCUAUCCCACGGCUUCCCCUACUCACCAGUCUCCUUCGACACUGUCGUUCCAAUCCUAACAUUACAAGGAGCUCGCGUCAUAGUACCCUACCUCCGCGGCUUCGCACCGACGCGCUUCCUCUCACAAGAUACCACCAGCACAGGAAUCACAACGCAGUCCAACCAACAAGCAGCACUCGGCUCCGACCUCCUUGAUCUCCUCGACGCUCUAGGCAUCGAGAAAGCCAUCCUAGGAGGUUUCGACUGGGGUGGUGUAGCAUCCUGCGUCGUCGCAGCACUUUGGCCUGAACGAGUUGCUGGCUUGGUAAGUUAUGCCGGGUACGAUAUCUACAACGUCGCAAAUGCUCGAGACGAACCGUGUACACCAGAGCUGGAAGCAGUGAUGUGGUACCAGCAUCUCUUCCAAAGUGAGCGCGGUCGGAAAUGUCUCGCGAAAGAUCGGAAAGCGUUCUGUAAACUCCUCUGGAAGCAGUGGAGUCCGACUUGGGAUUUUGAUGAAGAAGUAUUUGAGCGUGUGGCGGUGAGUUGGGAGGGUGAGGAGUGGGUUGAUGUUGUGAUUAGUAUUUAUCGGCAUGCAUUUGGGAAUUUGGAAGGUGAGGAGAGGUUGGAGGGGUUAGAGAGGAGGUUAGAGCUGAAACCGAGGAUUGAGGUUCCGACUGUGACGAUUGAUGGGAUGCGGGAUCCGUUGAAGCCUGGUGGAUCGGAGAGUCAUGGGGAAAUGUUUGCGGGCAGGCAUAAGAGAAGGGUGGUGGAUUGUGGACAUGCGAUGCCUGUGGAGAGGCCGGAGGAGUUUGCGAGGGCGGUGUUGGAUGUUCAUGAGUGGAUUUCUUGA
This is a messenger RNA of Cadophora gregata, 915 nucleotides long. RefSeq lists its product as uncharacterized. The record is from RefSeq and is a predicted model, not a curated record. The transcript has a single exon. Bases 1 to 915 code for a protein of 304 amino acids. Gene Ontology annotation, molecular function: catalytic activity. Lineage: Eukaryota; Fungi; Ascomycota; Leotiomycetes; Helotiales; Ploettnerulaceae.